This is a messenger RNA of Pygocentrus nattereri (red-bellied piranha), 1319 nucleotides long. RefSeq lists its product as uncharacterized. The record is from RefSeq and is a predicted model, not a curated record. Gene Ontology annotation, biological process: response to bacterium. Bases 84 to 1076 code for a protein of 330 amino acids. The transcript is spliced from 7 exons. Lineage: Eukaryota; Metazoa; Chordata; Actinopteri; Characiformes; Serrasalmidae.
GUGUCACCUUCAUCUCAAAAGAUUACUCCCAUUCUUCAAAAACUAUUGUUGUCUAGGAGAGCUUUUGCUUGAAGUGUUUGGCAAUGAUUCCAUUUUAUAUGACUGUCUCGACAGCUUUAGGUGGCACCUCACAAAUAGACAUUGCAUGUUUAGAUGGGCUGAAGGUCCUUCAGGACAGGGAUAAUAUUAGUCUGACAUGUUCUUUUUCAUAUUUUGAUGCAUCAGUGAUUGCCUGGUUCAAACAGACUCCAGGAGAAAAGCCUCUUCUAAUUGCUUCUGCUUUUGGCUCUGCUCCAGAAUAUCACAAUGAUUUUGACAAGAGCGGCAGAUUUAAUACAUUGAGAGAACAAAGCAGUUUUACUCUGAGUAUCUCAAAUGCAACAACAUCUGAUUCAGCCACAUAUUACUGUUCUAUUGCAUAUUAUACAGAUAUUGCAUUAUUAGGAUGUACAGUUUUAGUCCUUGAAGGUUCAUCUUCAAGUCUCUCUGCUGUUCUCCAGCCUCCUGUAUCAGACCCUGUUGAACUGGGAGGAGAUACAACUUUGCAGUGUUCAAUACUCACAGAUGCGUCUGCAGGAGAUCACAGUGUGUACUGGUUCAGACAUGGAUCAGGAGAAUCUCAUCCAGGAAUCAUUUACACUCAUGGAAACAGGAGUGGUGAGUGUAAGAAAAGCUCUGAGACUGAUUCUCCUACACAGAGCUGCGUCUACAAACUCCCCAAGAGAAACCUCAGCCUCUCUGAUGCUGGAACUUACUACUGUGCUGUGCUCAUGUGUGGAGAGAUCAUCUUUGGGAAUGGAACUAAACUGGACUUUGUAGAGAACAAUGUGUUGGACCCAGCCAUUUUGGUUUUAGCAGCAUCAAACAUCAUAACCAUAAUAAUGGUUUUAUUUCUGUGCAGAAAAUUAUACAUCCGUCAUCAUAAAGAUGCUGCUACUCAAGUAAAUCAGGCUGAAGAAACUGGAGUCUUGAACUAUGCAGCUCUAAGCUUUGCUCAGUCUUCCUCUUCAAGAAGAAGCAGAAUAAUGAGCAGCAGUGAUCAGCCUGUGUACGCACAGGUAAAGACCCAUCAGUAGAAACAACGUCAGAGUUACAGUCAAACCUGGAAAUCUACUCUUAUGAUAACUUUUCUGUAAGCUGUGCUCAGGAGAAAGCAAACAUGUUCUACAUUUUUACUGUAAGUUAAUGUAAAAAGGAGUUUAUUUCAAGUGUUUCCAGAGGAUUUCUAUUCUUAAUUCAACAAGAAAUGUUCACAUAGGACCACAUAAUCAGCUCAUGUACUCAAAUAAUGAAGAAAAAUAAAAAUCUAACAAAAAUAA